Archocentrus centrarchus (flier cichlid) is the source of this 1022-nucleotide messenger RNA. RefSeq names its product phospholipase A1 member A-like. NCBI's taxonomy places the organism in Eukaryota, Metazoa, Chordata, Actinopteri, Cichliformes, Cichlidae. The record is from RefSeq and is a predicted model, not a curated record. Gene Ontology annotation, molecular function: glycerophospholipid phospholipase A1 activity. Gene Ontology annotation, biological process: lipid catabolic process.
AUGACCGACUGGGACCCCUCUGACGCUCAGUUUGUGGAUGCCAUCCACACAGACUCUGACUAUUUUGGCAUCUCCAUCCCCGUCGGCCAUGUGGACUUCUUUCUGAAUGGAGGGAAGGAUCAGACAGGAUGUGCCCGCUCGAGGUUUCCCUCGAUGUAUGGUUAUGUGAUAUGUGACCACAUGAUGGCGCUGCACGUCUACAUGAGCGCGCUGAACGGCUCGUGCCAGUUAAUGGGGAUCCCGUGCUCCACCUAUGAGGACUUUCUGAAGGGACGCUGCGUAGACUGUAACGUCUUCAAAGGGAAGUGUCCGGUAAUAGGUUUAUCAGAAAACAGUGGGAUAGCCAUAUCUCCACUUCCCAAAGAGCAGAAACUGUUCCUCCUCACAACGUCUGUGUCACCUUUUUGCGCUCGUCACAUCCUGCUGGAGAUGGAAGUUUCGCAGUUGGAUAAGCGCGCUGAGAUUGAAGUGGCUCUGAGGACUGAAAACCUGGAAACAAAGCAGAGGCUCAGGCUUCAGACGGAUACAGUGGUGUACAGGACGGUGAUGGCUCACCCUACGGGUCUGUGUGAGAUCAACUCCAUCAGUCUGAAAAACACAGGAGCUCGCUUCUACAGACAGGGAGAGAUCCACGUCAAGUCUGUCUGUGUGUCCGACUUGCCCUCUCACAGACACGAGGAGCCUCUGUGUGUGAACAGCAUGAAUAUACGAGGAGAUCUGUGGUCCCACGACUUUGUGCAGCUGUGUGACGUCUUCUGAAGAGAAAGAUGUCCUGCAAAGAUACUGACACGGAAAUAACGUCACAUUUUUACCACCUUGUUUAAUUCUAACAUCAUGACUGAAACUGGGGGAAAAGGUUAUUUACAUUUGUACAUCAGUGUUUGCGGCACCUUGUUUUUUGUCAUUCAGAGUUUGCCUGUUAGUUCACUCCUGCCUUUAAAAACUGUUCUGCAUCCCGGUCCCCACGUUUGCUGUGUUUCCCCACAAGAUGUUUUAGCAAUAAACGUAGCAACAAACUCGCA